Phycomyces blakesleeanus NRRL 1555(-) is the source of this 366-nucleotide messenger RNA. RefSeq lists its product as hypothetical. The coding region runs from base 1 to 366 and encodes 121 amino acids. The transcript is spliced from 3 exons. Lineage: Eukaryota; Fungi; Mucoromycota; Mucoromycetes; Mucorales; Phycomycetaceae. The record is from RefSeq and is a predicted model, not a curated record.
AUGAAUGACACAGAUAACAUCAUCGAAUCUUUACUCCUAGACAUUCAGCUCCAGUUAUCUGUCUUAUGUGCCAAUCAAGAACAAACUAAAAUGGAUAUUAACAGCCUUGGAAAUGAAAUAAUGAUUAAAGGAUCUCCAAAGCAAAAUCUCUCUUUGUUUAUUAAUAUGCCAUCAAAAUUGGGCAUCCAUUGCAAGAGUCAGUCAUCUCUGGAAAGACCGUCAAAGGAGGCAAUUGAGAGUGACAAAAGAGCAUAUUUAGAUGCGCUGAAGGACUUUAAACUUUUGUCGGAGUUUGAAUUAUGCUACGAUUACAUGUCCGUCUCUGCUAUUUAUAACACCGUCAAGUCCGCAAACAUCAAAUAUUAG